This is a messenger RNA of Verticillium nonalfalfae, 531 nucleotides long. RefSeq lists its product as uncharacterized. The coding region runs from base 1 to 531 and encodes 176 amino acids. The transcript has a single exon. Lineage: Eukaryota; Fungi; Ascomycota; Sordariomycetes; Glomerellales; Plectosphaerellaceae. The record is from RefSeq and is a predicted model, not a curated record.
AUGCGUACCGAGCCAUCCGUGACAGAAAAGAGCCUUCCGGCCUUGCCAUCUAGGGCGAAGCAACAGCACAAGGAGGAUGACCGAAGUCGACGAAUGCGCGACCUGCACAAGCUGUGGAAACGCCCGCCAGUGACGUUCGCGUCCAGCGAGCCUGCGGAGGAGAUUCUUAGCCUCGAAGAAGACCCACCGCAAAAGGCCCAAUUGCUACGAAGAGACAAUGAGACACUAAGGCAAGAAGUAGCAAUGUUACGUGCAGCACAGCGCACCGACAAGAAUCGUAUCGAAGACCUCGUCCAAGAGCUGGACCGCGCACGUCAUGACAAUGCGGAACAGAGCCGACGAAUUGCAAGAGUGAUUAGCGCCGUCAACAAGGCAUUUUCGGAAUACAAAAAGUGGAUGCGAAAGUCGCUGGAGAUGGAGUCGGCAGAGAUAUCGUCGUUGUCCAGUGGCGAUUCACAGGGCAUGAUUCCCAUAGGCCGAAGUGCCUUCUCCGAUGAUGAUGACGAUAGUCUGUAUAGUUCUUGCAUCUAG